Molecule: messenger RNA, 3791 nt
Organism: Alosa sapidissima (American shad)
Lineage: Eukaryota; Metazoa; Chordata; Actinopteri; Clupeiformes; Clupeidae
Gene: khdrbs2
Product: KH domain containing, RNA binding, signal transduction associated 2
Exons: 10
Coding region: 227-1282 (351 amino acids)
Biological process (GO): regulation of alternative mRNA splicing, via spliceosome
Cellular component (GO): nucleus
Molecular function (GO): poly(A) binding; mRNA binding
Source: RefSeq, a predicted model, not a curated record
UAAGGUCGGGGAGAGUUACGAUAGAGUCCUUCCAGGGGAGAUGGGUACACAGCUCUGAAUUCUUCUGCGUUCUGAUUUUCCUAUCUGGUGUUAUCUAUCAUAGCUUUUUUUCUUUCACCUUUUUUCUGCGUACGUAUUUACAAAGCGGGACCCACAAACACAUCUCGACCACAAGCACUUUUGUCGUCUCACCUGCACUUGCGGUGGUCAGGAGAGGUACCGUAAAAUGGAUCAGGACAAAUACUUACCAGAGCUGAUGGCCGAAAAAGAUACCUUGGACCCAUCGUUUGUUCAUGCAAUUCGCCUUCUGGCAGAGGAAAUUGAGAAGUUUGAAGGGGAUGAACUACGGAAAGAUGGUGAAGUUAAGAAGUACCUGGAUGUCAUCAGCAACAAAAACAUUAAACUUUCUGAAAGAGUGCUCAUCCCAGUUCAGCAGUACCCAAAGUUUAAUUUUGUUGGGAAGCUACUGGGGCCCAGAGGCAAUUCCAUGAAACGAUUACAAGAAGAAACAGGAGCAAAGAUGUCUAUUCUGGGCAAGGGCUCGAUGCGGGACAAAGGCAAGGAGGAAGAGCUGAGGAAAAGCGGCGAGGCCAAGUACGCCCAUUUGAGUAAUGAUCUCCAUGUUUUAAUUGAAGUCUUCGCUCCUCCCGGAGAAGCCUAUUCCCGGAUGAGCCAUGCCUUGGAGGAGAUUAAGAAAUUUCUGGUCCCGGACUACAAUGAUGAGAUCCGACAGGAGCAGCUUCGUGAGCUCUCCUACUUGAACGGAUCAGAAGACUCCGGAAGAGGGAGGGCAGCACGAGGGCGUGGCCUGCGGUUGGCGUCAACGGCAACCACAAGGGGUCGAGGAGGAGCAGUGCCCCCUCCGCCUCCAGGCCGAGGAGCAGCCGCUCCAAGAGGCGCAGUGACCACACGCACCUCCCUCCCGGCGGCUACGCUAGCCCGAGGGGCCCCCACACCGAGGGCCAGGGGGGGCGGCACGUCCACGCCAGGGUACAGGGCCCCUCUCCUCCAAACCACACAGGAGUCCUACGACGACUAUAGUUAUGAUGAUGGCUACGACGGAGAAUAUGAUGACCAGAGUUAUGAUGCCUAUGAUGAUACUUAUAGUAAUCAGUCAAAAAGCAUUUCUGAAUAUUAUGAAUAUGGCCAUGGGACCUCUGAAGAAUCCUACAACAACUAUGCAGAAGAGGACUGGACUACAACACGCCCCGCACCUCUAAAAGCCCCAGCAACAAGGCCCGCAAGACGGGGGUACAGAGAACAUCCAUAUGGUAGAUAUUGAAGGUGAACUAUAAUGCUUAGGAACACAUCUAAGCAGGUAAGAUUCUGUCACUUUCCUUCUCUCUUUUUCUUUUGUUUUAUAACCCUAGAAUAUUACCGUAAAGGCAAACUACACUGACUUUAGGACCUCUCAGAAAGUGGCCAACCAUCUGAAAAAACCAUAAACCAUGUUAAAAAAAUAACUUCUUCUAAUUUCUAGAGUUUCUGAAAGCCUCUACAAGCACUGGUAUAUUAGUUUAUUGCAUAAAAUGAUACAUGAUCUGAUGACAGACUGUUCCAAAAAUAAUAGUAUGGCCUAAAACCUCGUUUUCCUUACCUAAAGAUAUUUUUUGUCUUCAACAACAAAAUGAAUGUAGAGUACAACAACACAGUCAAUAAGAUGUCACAGUUGUUACCACUUUAAUUAGAAACUGCAUUGGGACCAUUUUAGAGCCUAAGAAACUAUGCAGGUAUAAACUAACCACCGUUAGUUUAUACCUGCACAGGGCUAUGGACACAAAACCUCCUUUUGAAUGUUCUAGUUCAUAGAAAAAUGUUUUCCCCCUUCUCUGGAUAUGCUAUAGUCAUGUGUUUUUAUAGGCAGUAAGUCACUGACUGCCUUGACAGACUCUACCCAUGUCGAAAUACUCAUUCACAUUUCACAAAUUGAGCUUGUGCCUUUAGCGGUGUAACCAGAAUGGUCCAUCCAUACAUGCUUUCACUAGUGGCCUUGUGUGUCUUAGACUGAAUCCACACAGGUCCCACUGUCACCCAGUAACCAACAGCUAUCUUCCAGCAUUUCAGCUGGCCAUUAAUCCUGCUCAAGUGCAGUUGCUAACACCUUGGAAAACAGUGCAGUCUGUGGGCCGCCAAAGGCACCUCACUCCAUCCGUAUACAGAUGGUUGGUAGAGUGCACAGUUGGCACACAGCACAUUGAAAACUACACCCUCAGACUGUGUGUAACAAGUGGUUGAACUGAUUUGAAAUACAGAUCUACAGAUUUUAUGAGUGUGUCUUGUUGAUGUUAAUAUUUAUUUAUUUAUUAAUGUUUUUUGUUAUCAAAGACUGGAACAAUCAGGAAAACAAACAGGAAAUGUCUUUCAAAUCAUGCCUGAGACGUUUCUUUUAGAGGGAUUACACUGUACAGUUACACAGCUUUGUUACAUUCCACGCCUUAGUUCAAGUUCCACCACUGGUUUCUUGAGUCCCACUCUUGCCACAAUAGGUACUUUGAACAGAGACUGCCUGCCACAUUAGCUUGCCAUGUCUGUGCUUAAUAACAGAAAUGUGAAAUCUGCAAUCUGGCUAGUUUACAUAUCGUCCACAGACGUGUAGGUGCAACACAGCCGCCACAUUCGUCUCAGUCAGGCACAAAUAAUCAGAUCACACUUGUUUGCAAACUCUGAAAAGGUCAUCCAUGAAACACACUCAGAGGGAAACAAACAACAGUUGUGAGUCAUUUGGUCUUGAGGCCAUUGUGUGCAUGUGUAGGUGUGUGUGUGUGUGUGUGUGUGUGUGUGUGUGUGUGUGUGUACGGUGUAUGUGUGUUUGCGUGUGUGUGUGUGUGUGUGUGUGUGAGUGAUGAGAAGAUACACAUUUUGGCUUCAGUGUGAUUCUGGUCCUAUCUCAAGUUACUGUAUAGCAGCAGUAUUACCAAAGACGUGUGUACACUAAUCUCACAUUUUGUCCUAGACACCUGCAGUCUUUUUCACACUAAAGGCUUUUUAAAUACUCUUAGUGUGAGAAAUUGUUAGCAACUCCAGGCUCAAAGAAGACUUUACAGAUAUAAUUGAUUGAAGUUCGAGCACAGUAUGAUGUAUUUUUAUAUGGUAGUGUUCUUAACGUCUGCAUCAAUGAGUUAUUGAUUAUUUAGGCAAUAUUUUUUUUAUUACUGCUUUUUUGUGUCUUAUUCAUGGAGUGAAAGGUUCAAAAUGGAACUUUAAGGAAAUCAAGACAGAUAAAAGCUUCUACAAUGACUCCUAGAAGUCUGAAAGGGAUUAAUUUCAUUUAAUGGUGAUAUGGGAUGGGGAAGUUGUACUCCUGACAGUACAAUUCAGCAGUUUGUGUAUCUGCAUGUUUGGGUAUGGGCAUGCUAUAUCAGUUCAUUACUCGUAACAAAAGACGAAUCAUGAAUAUUUCCAUUUUCAAUUUGCAGUACUGUCAGCAGUACACUAUUCACUUGCUGUAACACUUUUGUGUCUUUAAAGUAAACUGCCCCAUCUUGUGUGAAUGGAUAAUGAAAUAGUUUGAAUAAGAUGAGUGUGUGUGUGUGUGUGUGUGUGUGUGUGUGUGUGUGUGUGUCUGCACAAUUCCUACAAGUGACACAUUUACAUAUAUAUACAAAUAUGGAUACAAAGCCAUGUUAAAUUUUGCUUUUCAAAAGACAUUGUAUUAGUAGUAGUAUUAGUGUAUUAGUCAGUGGUCUUAUUUGAGUGAUAUUGUUCAGUAUUAGUCAGUGGUCUUACUGUAUGUGAGUGAUAUUGUUCAGUAUUAGUCAGUGGUCUUAUAUGAGUGAUAUUGUUCAGUAUUA